CCGGCGGAGUUGGAGUCGCCGCGGGAAGAGGAGGAGGAGAAGGAGGCCUGGGGGAGGUUUCUUCGGGGGCUGGCCCCGGGAGCGAACUGCUGAAGCGGCAUUUUCUCUCUUGGUUCCUUCCUUCCUUUCCGUAUGCAGAAAAAUACACCCGCCCGGGGUCGCUGAACUGCUCGUAAGUGCUUGGCUAAGUUGGCGCCCUCCUCUUCGUGCGUCUCGGCCACCCUCGGGGGCCAGCCAGCUAUCUAUCCACCGCCCUGCAUUCCCUUCCACCCCCCCGAAAAGUUUGCUGGAGUAAAAUAGCGGGGGGGGGGGGGUGCAAAGUGAAGCUACCUCUGAUUGAUUCCACACAAGUAGGAAGAAUAAGAUGUCCAUUGUAAGGGAUAACCAAGGUUUAGCCCUGCAAGCAACUCAGAGCAGUCAACAGACCAAGGAACCAUUUGUUGAGAUUGAUAAUGGCAGUGCUGAAGAUGUCAAGGGAUCAAACACAUAUGCUUUUAUUCUUAAGAAGAUUUCUCCGUAUGUGAUGUCUUUUGGAUUCAGAUUAUUUGGUGUUGUGCUUAUUUUUGUGGACAUUCUACUUGUGAUUGUAUCUCUAUUGACUGAUGACAAAAAUGGGAUCUUUGGAGGCAUCUCUCUGGCUAUAGCGCUCUUCUUCUUUGUAGAUGUUCUCCUACGAGUUUGUCUUGAAGGCUUCUGGAAUUAUUUCACAUCCAAGCUCAACAUUCUGGAUUGUGUCAUUGUUGUAGGGACACUGUUUAUAAAUAUAUUAUAUUACAUGUCUGCCUUCAGUGGAGCCAGUAAAAUUCCAAGAGUGGUGGUUAUUUUCCGAGUCCUGAGGGUUAUAAUUCUGAUAAGAAUAUUUCGUUUGGCUUCUGAGAAAAGACAACUUGAAAAAGCAUCCCGGAGGAUGGUCUCGGAAAAUAAGAGGCGUUAUCUAAAAGAUGGUUUUGAUUUGGAUCUCACUUACAUCACUGCUCGUGUUAUAGCAAUGUCUUUUCCAUCCUCUGGGCAGCAGUCUUUCUACAGGAAUCCUAUGCUGGAAGUUGUAAGAUUCUUGGAUACAAAACAUGAAAACCACUAUAAGGUCUACAAUCUUUGCAGUGAACAGGGCUAUGAUCCACUGUAUUUCCAUUACAGGGUAGAGCGAAUAUUCAUCGAUGACCACAAUGUUCCUACUCUAGAGAUGAUGCUGAAAUUUACUGCUAAUGUGAGGGAAUGGAUGAAUCAGGACCCGAAGAACAUUAUAGCAAUACACUGCAAAGGAGGGAAGGGCAGGACCGGGACUAUGGUUUGCACCUGGCUUAUUGACAGCAACCAGUUUGAGAGCGCACAGGAAAGCUUGGAUUAUUUUGGUGAGAGGAGAACUGAUAAAAGCACCAGCUCCAAGUUUCAGGGAGUGGAAACACCAUCGCAGAGCAGAUAUGUGGGGUAUUAUGAAAUCUUGAAAAACAAGUAUGAUUUGAAACUUCCACCAGAAAGACCUCUCAGGAUCAAAAGCAUCAAGAUCAUGGCGAUCUGUGGAGUUGGGAAAGGCAACGGGUCUGAUUUGAAAGUGCAGAUCCUGAUGAAGAAGAAAGUGGUCUUCCAGUGUGUUUGCGCCACCCAGGAGCACUGCAAGUUGUUCUUUGAUGGAGAACGUGACUGUGCAGUAAUUAGUUUGGAAGACUGUCCUGUCAUUUGCAAUGAUGUGAAAGUCCGAUUUGAAUCCACUUCAGAUUUUCCAAAAUCCUAUGAUGACUGCGCUUUCUUCUUUUGGUUCAACACCUCUUUUAUAGAAGACAACAAACUUUACCUUGGUAGAAAUGAACUGGAUAACCCACACAAGCAAAAAAUGUGGAAGAUUUUCAGGGAAGACUUUGCCGUGGAGUUGAAUUUCACAGAACCGUAACCCCAAGCGAGAAGCAACUGUUUAAAUGGAACGACACUUCCCGUUUCCUCCAGAAUCAUGUGUCUCUGCCAUUGCUGUGAACAGCCUGACUUUCUUAGAUGUUUCUUCAGUGCAGUAGAGAUGGCAGCACCUCAGAACUGGAGACGUAACCUGCCUCGUAUUUUUUGUUCAGCUUCUGAUGAUAAUUGUAACUCAUCAGUGUGGAGCUCAUCAGUGUGUCUGUACCCCCUUUUGACUACCUAAGUUAGUCUAAAUGAAAGGUCAACAACCAUCCAUUGUUCUGGAUGAAAGAACUUACUUGUGUUUGCAUCACUAACAACUGGUUGGCUGAGAAAUUUGGGUUGGUAACUUGCCUAUAUUGACUUGGAAGCAAUGAAGGAAUGGGAAUGUGUGUGUUGGGGGGGAGCACUCAGAGUUGCCUUGACUUCUAAAAACAAUUUGUUAAGGUUUCUAAUACCUGGUUCAUCUAGUGCACAGGUGUCAAACUCGCGCCCCUCCAGAUGUUAUGGACUACAGUUCCCAUCAUCCCCUGCCAGCAUCAUGCUGGCAGGGGAUGAUGGAAACUGUAGUCCAUAACAUCUGGAGGGCCACAAGUUUGACACUUAUGAUCUAGUGUUAAAUGUUUGUAUCUGGUGUAAGGGGGGACGGGACAAAAUGGACUGUGGAGCUUGUUCUACGUAGCUUCAGUGUAGACACAAAAGAGAUUCUUUGGAGUGGGGAUUAGGACUUCAGGGAAUUUGGGCCAAACAGUUAUUGGCAUACAGACCCAUAGUUGGACUCACGCUAAUCUGAAAUCCUGCCCUGGUGUGCAAAAAGGUGAUUUUGGGAUUAAGAUAAUGUAAUUCUAAAGGACUGGAUAGCUGACUUCUAAAGACACACAUGUACACCCACUUCUGUUCACUAAUGCAAGGAACAAUUAGGGUGGUCUGCUCCCCAGCCUCAGACUUGUUGUGGAGUUAACCGGGUUUUGGAAUCCUUUUGGGCUGUCCUGGUUUAGGGGGAAACAAGCUGAUUCUUGGUGACAGUCCAACUCCAUCUGGGUAUGCCUCUACCAUUUCACUGUAACGAGUCUGAUCUUAUGCCAUAUGCAGCUAAAUAAAGCAAGAAAAAAA
Molecule: messenger RNA, 3000 nt
Organism: Sphaerodactylus townsendi
Lineage: Eukaryota; Metazoa; Chordata; Lepidosauria; Squamata; Sphaerodactylidae
Product: phosphatidylinositol 3,4,5-trisphosphate 3-phosphatase TPTE2-like
Exons: 19
Coding region: 365-1888 (507 amino acids)
Biological process (GO): protein dephosphorylation; transmembrane transport; monoatomic ion transport
Cellular component (GO): membrane; cytosol
Molecular function (GO): phosphatidylinositol-3,4,5-trisphosphate 3-phosphatase activity; monoatomic ion channel activity; protein tyrosine phosphatase activity
Source: RefSeq, a predicted model, not a curated record